This is a messenger RNA of Lineus longissimus, 325 nucleotides long. Its product is annotated as histone H4. Gene Ontology annotation, cellular component: nucleosome. Gene Ontology annotation, biological process: nucleosome assembly. Lineage: Eukaryota; Metazoa; Nemertea; Pilidiophora; Heteronemertea; Lineidae. The record is from RefSeq and is a predicted model, not a curated record. Gene Ontology annotation, molecular function: structural constituent of chromatin; DNA binding; protein heterodimerization activity. The transcript has a single exon. Bases 14 to 325 code for a protein of 103 amino acids.
ACGAGAAUAGAAUAUGUCUGGACGUGGUAAAGGAGGAAAGGGACUUGGAAAGGGAGGCGCCAAACGUCACAGGAAGGUACUUCGUGACAACAUCCAGGGUAUCACCAAACCAGCUAUCCGUCGUCUUGCUCGCCGAGGUGGUGUCAAGCGUAUCUCCGGCCUGAUCUACGAGGAAACCCGAGGAGUUCUCAAAGUAUUCCUCGAGAAUGUCAUCCGAGAUGCGGUUACCUACACCGAGCAUGCCAAGAGGAAGACCGUCACAGCCAUGGAUGUCGUCUAUGCUUUGAAACGCCAGGGACGUACCCUCUACGGAUUCGGUGGUUAA